AUGAAAGCUCAUGGAAGAGAAUCUAUGUCUUCCAUCGAUGCAAGUGUCGAUUCCAACUCAACAGUAAAUUUGAUUUCUGUACGUCGGAUUCGAGAUUCUUCUGUUGAACCAAUGUAUAUCUGGAUGUAUCAGUCAAAUAUCGAUUCAUGGGAUGAUACUCAAACUGCUGAAUGGACACCGUAUCCUGAUGAUGUAUCAGCGGUGAUAGAACAAGCGUUCAAUGCUGGUCUUGGACACAUAUUCAUUGACCAAUGUUAUAAGAUAGAUUUAGAAAAACUCGUUCAAGUCAAUAUUGAAGAUGUACAUCGACAACGUCGUAUUCGGCGACAGAUUUGUAUGCUGUAUGUCAAUAAUAACGAGAACAUUGAAGAUAAAACUGGAAUUCUUAAGAGACUAUGUUUUCCCUUGGAAACGAGUCCACGAAACAGCACAGCGAUUGAUACACUAUAUCGUGGCUCACCAUUUAUUCGAGAUUGGUUAUUGACAUUUAAUUAUGGCCAAUUUGUUUUGACAUUUGAUACCAUCUUUCCAGCCCUACUGAAUGGUCUGAAGGAUGAAGGUGAAAAAGAAAAUGAGCAAAAAAGUAUUAUUAGCGAGAUUGUUCAAGAAUUGAACGCUGUUCGAGACAAAACUUCUGAAAACAAAGAGCGCGAUCGUAUGAAAAUGUUAGCAAAUUGUUGUGCCAAACUGUACACAAAACACUGCUACAUUUUUAGAGUUGUCAACACCGCUCUACGUGAGAAUGAUCGAGAAAAGCUUCACACUCUAGGUCCCUAUUGUUAUGUACUUUAUAACUAUGUUGGUCGUCCAUGUGAAGAUUUUUUUUCUAUUCGUCGUUAUUUUUGGCAUAAAUUUCAUGCAACUGAAUCGUCAUCGGUGACUGUCUAUCGUGGAGAUUAUAUUACUAGUGAACGAAUAGAAGAAUACCGUCAGGCAGCUGGAAACAAGCAUAAAUAUUUUAAGUGGCUUCCAUUUGUUUCUACUUCACUCAAGCAAAAUGUAGCUGAAAAUUUUGGUUUCAAUGUUACGUAUGUGAUUGAACUUCGACGACAUUCAUGCGAUGAUCAAUUUACAUUCUUAGACCAAAAUACUCAUUAUAAACAGGAAGAAGAAUUACUCUUGCGACCCGGAACACGAUUUCGAGUGACUGCAGUACAAUAUGAUAAUCUUACUCAACGACCAUUGAUUUAUAUUAAAAUUCUCCCAACAUACGUGUCGCAUCUCAGAUGA
Messenger RNA from Rotaria sp. Silwood1, 1230 nucleotides. The record is from the annotation of a GenBank genome assembly. NCBI's taxonomy places the organism in Eukaryota, Metazoa, Rotifera, Eurotatoria, Philodinida, Philodinidae.